Molecule: messenger RNA, 1245 nt
Organism: Komagataella phaffii GS115
Lineage: Eukaryota; Fungi; Ascomycota; Pichiomycetes; Pichiales; Pichiaceae
Product: RNAse
Exons: 1
Coding region: 1-1245 (414 amino acids)
Biological process (GO): RNA catabolic process
Cellular component (GO): extracellular region
Molecular function (GO): ribonuclease T2 activity; RNA binding
Source: RefSeq, a predicted model, not a curated record
AUGCUCUUCAAAUUUCACUCUGCUUAUCAAAUGAUAUCUGAAUUGCUUCAAGGUGUGCUAGAUCACACCCCAAAUCCCAUCGAGGUACCCCAAUUGCCCAACCAGUUUCCUCUGAGUACCGAUUAUUGCCCAAUUGACGUCCCAUUGACUUGCUCGAAUAAGACAGAGGUCAAAGAUACGUGCUGCUUCGAACAUCCUGGGGGAGUUCUGGUGUUGACCCAAUUCUGGAAUUACUACCCUGCAAUUGGACCCGACAAGCUCUUCACGCUUCACGGAUUGUGGCCAGAUAACUGUGACGGGAGCUAUGAUCAGUUCUGUAGCAACUCAGAUACAAUUACAGAAGUGUCCGGCAUUCUCCGUUCCUUUGGUGAAGAAGAGCUGCUUGAGAAAAUGAAGCAAGUUUGGAAGAAUAACAAUCACAAUGAUGAACAACUGUGGAUUCAUGAGUUCAACAAGCAUGCUACUUGUAUGACGACAAUCCAAAGUAAGUGUUAUGACCAGUAUGAAAAGCAUGUUAAUGUGGUAGACUUUUUCAGGACUACGGUUGCCGUUUUCGAAACCGUUCCAACUUAUGACUGGCUGGCGAACAAUGGAAUUGUCCCCAGUACUGCUCAGACUUAUUCAAGACAACAAAUCGAGGACACUUUAACUGCUCAGUUUGGCCAACCUGUCCGUAUCUCAUGCAACAAGUACGGCGCUUUGGACGAAGUAUGGUAUUUCCACCAUUUAAAAGGAUCUGUCAGGAUGUACAAUAACAGUCUACCUGAUUUAUAUCCAAUUCCCGCAUUGGCAGAAUCAAGAUGCCCCGAGCAUGGUAUCAAGUAUUUGCCUAAAGAUUUCAAACCUCCGGCUCCAACUCAUACGCAGCCAAACCUGCCUCGUCCUACGGAUGGUGUAUACAAACAUGGCUAUUUGAAAUUGUCAGGUCAGUCAGGAUGUCUCAUUUCCACCGGAAAGUGGUAUACCAGCGGAACGUGUGCUACGUUCCAGCUUUUCAAGGCGCCGUUUGGGGGCUACAACUUGAAGUCCUCCAAGGGAUUCUGUGGUGUUACUGUAGAUGGAGAACUGAUAUGUCACCGUGGACAACAGCCAAUUCAGUUUGAAUUUGACAAGAGCAAGAACCAAAUCAAUUAUGGUGGUGUCCAUGUAUGGAGUGCUUUCAAUGAGCCUUCCAGGUUUGAGCAGAUCCCAAUCUUUUCUGGCAGGAAAGGAAGUAUUGUGUUCAAGCUCAUUCUAGAGGAAUGA